AUGGUAACAUUUUCGAUCGUUACUUUCUCGCUCAUAUGGAUUGCAUUUUCUGUACAUGCAGAUUUCCAGAAAAUUAAAUUCAAAAAUUGUAAAUCAGUAUUCAAUAUUACAAAUGUAGAAGUAAAUGGAUGUGUGGGCUCAUCGCAGCGCCAUUGUGCUUUCAGAAGAGGGACAACACCGCAUUUACGAAUUGAAUUCGUUCCAACACGAACAACAGAAACUCUUGAAACUGCAGUACGGGCAAAAAUCGCCGGUGGCGUUAUUGUAUCAUUCAAUUUGGAAGAAAAAAAUCCGUGCAGAGGUGGUAACCUGACGUGUCCUCUUGAGGAAGGCAAGACGUACUACUAUCAGCAAGGUGUCAGUAUACUCAAAGAAUAUCCUAUGGUGGAUAAUGUACAAAUUAAUUGGCUUCUCAAUGAUAAAAGCAACGACGGAGCUCUAAAUGAUGCUAACAAACGAGAAAUAUGUAUCAUAUUUUUAGCGAAAAUUAUUGAAUAA
Messenger RNA from Brugia malayi, 498 nucleotides. RefSeq names its product ML domain containing protein (gene Bma-heh-1). Gene Ontology annotation, biological process: sterol transport. The transcript has 4 exons. Gene Ontology annotation, molecular function: sterol binding. The coding region runs from base 1 to 498 and encodes 165 amino acids. NCBI's taxonomy places the organism in Eukaryota, Metazoa, Nematoda, Chromadorea, Rhabditida, Onchocercidae. The record is from RefSeq and is a predicted model, not a curated record.